Messenger RNA from Rotaria sp. Silwood1, 3318 nucleotides. Lineage: Eukaryota; Metazoa; Rotifera; Eurotatoria; Philodinida; Philodinidae. The record is from the annotation of a GenBank genome assembly.
AUGGCAACAGUAACUGAAGGAAACGAGCAACAACCAGAACAAACAUUUAAUUCACUAAAUCGCUCACCUUAUCAUGUCAAAUUUAGUGAUAAUAAUCAAAGUUUUCCACAACAACAAAUUAACACAAAUCAAGACAAUAUAUCAUCAUCGUCUCGACAUGGCUCAUUAUCAUCUACUGAAAAAAGUGGGCGUUUUGUUGUUGUUAAAUCAUCUGAAGUAUCGGAUACAAAUGAGAAUGAUGCAAUUAAUAAUAUAAAUUCAACAACUGAAAAUGAAAAACUACCAUUACAAACUGGACAAACAUCUGAUACUUCCAUUAAAUUAAAUGAAAGUAUUUAUGAAGAACGUGAUGAUCGACCACGAACAGUACUAGAUCAACUAUAUAAUUAUAAAGGUGGUAUUGUACCAAAUGCGGCAGAAGCUGACAAACCAGCAGGAAAUCAACAGAAAUCAGCAAAUCUUGGUACAAUAUUUGGUGUUUACCUUCCAUGUGUUCAAAAUAUAUUCGGUGUUAUUGUAUUUAUUCGUCUUUUUUGGUUAAUUGGUAUUGCUGGUGCACUUCAAACACUUUUAAUUGUUCUUAUUUGUAGUUCAUGUACUCUUCUAACAGCUAUUUCAAUGGCAGCUAUUGCUACAAAUGGUUUAGUACCAGCCGGUGGAGCUUAUUUUAUGAUAUCUCGUUCACUUGGACCUGAAUUUGGUGGUGCCGUAGGAAUAUUAUUCUAUCUUGGUAAUACAUUUGCUGCGUCGAUGUAUAUUGUUGGAGCUGUUGAAAUUGUCGUCAAAUAUAUGUGUCCAGAAAAAUGUCGUCUAUUUGGUGAUGAUGUUGAAAAACCAUUAAUAGCCUUUAAUCAUUAUCGUAUAUAUGGUACUAUACUUCUUCUACUUAUUGGAACAUGUGUUUUAAUUGGUAUUCGAUUUGUAACAAAAAUUGCUCCAUUUUCAUUGUUUGCUGUUGUUAUAUCUAUAUUGGCUAUAUAUGCUGGUGUUAUUAAAAGUUCAUUUAGUCCACCAGAUUUACCUAUUUGUCUUGUUGGUUCAAAUCCAAGUCAUUUAAUAAAAUCUAAUGUAUUAAAUAAUGAUAUACGUCGUUAUUGUCAUGCAGAUAAAUGGUGUAAUGAGGGUAAUGAAACUAUACCAUGUCCACUUUAUGCAUCUAUAUGUAAUAAAACAAUAAAUACAUUAUGUUCAUCAGAUGGUCAUAUAAAUGAUGUUCGAAUUGAACAAGGUGUACCUGGCUUAAAACAUUGGCAAUUAUCCGAAAAUCUUUUUUCACAUUAUCGUGCUGAAGGUGAAAUUGAACGUGAUAUAAAAGGUGAUGCAACAUUUGAAGUUGUUGCACAAGAAUUAACAACGUUUUUAAUACUUGUUGGUAUUUAUUUUCCAUCGGUUACCGGUAUUAUGGCCGGUUCAAAUCGUAGUGGAGAUUUACGUGAUCCAAGUCGAAGUAUUCCACGUGGAACUAUUGCUGCUAUAUUAACAACAUCAUUCGUUUAUUUAUCAAACGUAAUUUUUUUGGCAGCAUGUACACAUGGCUCAUUAUUAAGAGAUAAAUUUGGUGAUAGUAUUAAUAAACAAUUAGUCGUGUCAGUUUUAGCAUGGCCAAGUAAAUGGGUUAUUAUGAUUGGAGCAUUUUGUUCAACUGUUGGAGCUGGUUUACAAACAUUAACAGGUGCACCAAGACUUUUACAAGCUGUUGCUAAAGAUGAUUUAAUACCAAUACUUCGUCCAUUAGCAAAAUCUUGGCGAGGUGAACCAAUACCAGCACUUUUUCUUACAUUAUUUAUUUGUGAAUGUGGAAUAUUAAUAGCUGAUGUCGAUAAACUUACAGCACUUCUAUCAAUGUUUUUUUUAUUAUGUUAUGGAUUUGUUAAUUUAGCUUGUGCAUUACAAACUAUUUUAAAAGCACCUAGUUGGCGACCGCGUUUUCGUUUUUAUCACUGGAUUCUUUCUUGUAUAGGUGUAGUUCUUUCUGUUUCAAUUAUGUUUAUUGCUUCAUGGUAUUUUGCUUUUAUUGCCAUGUUGAUUGCAAUAAUCAUAUAUAAAUUUAUUGAAUAUAAAGGAGCGGAAAAAGAAUGGGGAGAUGGUAUACGUGGUUUAUCAAUGUCAGCAGCUCGUUAUGCAUUAUAUCGUGUUGAUGAAGCUCCACCACAUACAAAAAAUUGGAGACCUCAAUUACUUGCAUUCAUUAGUAUUAAAAGAAAUGAUGAGAAUGAAACAUAUACAUUACGUCAUUCGAAAAUAUUCAAUUUUCUGUAUCAACUUAAAGCUGGAAGAGGUUUUGUUGUCGCAGCCAAUGUUCUUGAAGGUGAUUAUCUUGAAAAACAUCAACAGAUUGAACCAAUUCGUGCAUUAUUAAAAUCUGGUUUGGCUCAAGCUAAAAUACAAGGCUUUGCUGAAGUAUUGGCUGCUAAAGAUGUCGAAGAUGGUCUUAGUACAUUAAUUCAAACGGAAGGUUUAGGUGGUUUAAGACCAAAUACAAUUGUUAUCUGUUGGCCAACACAAUGGAGAAAAGAUUUUGAUAGCUUUACAGCUGAAGCAUUUAUACGUACUAUUGCUAUUGCUGAAGUUCGUCAAUGUGCUGUAAUUGUUCCGAAGAAUAUUGAUAAUUUUCCUGAUUUGAAAGAAAAUCAAGAUGGUACAAUUGAUAUAUGGUGGAUUAUACAUGAUGGUGGUCUUCUUUUUCUUAUUGCUUUUCUAUUAAAACGUAAUAAAGUUUGGUCACAUUGUCGUAUACGUCUAUUUACUGUGACACAAAUUGAAGAUAAUUCAGUUGCUAUGAAAAGAGAUCUUGAAAAAUAUAUGUAUCAAUUACGUAUCCAAGCAGAAGUUGAUGUUGUUGAAAUGGCCGAUCAAGAAAUUUCAGCUUAUGCUUAUGAAAGAUCACUUAGAUUAGCUGAACGUAUUAAACUACUGAAAGAUUUGAAAUUAGGUGAUAAAGAUCUCCAACUUCAAUCUCAAAUACCUAUGGAAACAAUAAUAAACAGUCAACAACAACAACAACGAAGAUCUAGUUUUGAUGAUUCAAAUAAUCAAUAUCAUUAUACAUUUACACCCAAUCAAUUGGAAAGUUUUAAACACAAUGUAACUGAAUCAUCUAUGCGUAAAAUGCAUUCAGCUGUAAGACUCAAUGAACAAAUUAAAGAACGUUCACGUGAUGCUAAACUUGUUCUUAUUAAUCUUCCAUCACCACCAACAAAACAAUCAACUUUAGCUGCAUAUUCUUAUAUGGAAUACGUUGAUGUAUUAACAGAAGGUUUAGAUAGAUUAUUAUUAAUGCGUGGUAGUGGACGUGAAGUUAUUACAAUAUUUUCUUAA